AUUUUUAUAAAGAUGGAAAUCCCGCAAAUGGAAUUAUGGUUUGAAAGUGCAUUUGAUUAUUUAAAUACUCAUAAUGUUUCCGUAUCAAAAGACAAUAAACUCAAGUUUUAUGGAUAUUUCAAGCAAGCCACUACGGGGGACUGUACGAUCUCAAAACCAAACUUGUUUGAAUUUGUGGCACGAGCGAAAUGGGAUGCAUGGCAUAGUCUCAAAGGCAUGUCAUCAACAGCUGCCAUGGAAGCCUAUGUAGAACUAGCUGAAAGUUUGAAUAUUGGAUGGACGCGCAAUGGAGAAUAUGCAUAUGAAGAUAAAGGGAAAGACAAGAAAGAUAUGGACGGAACAGGCAAUAUUCUUAGUUCUUUGGCUCAUGGUGAGGAAGACGACGAGGAACAAUUGACGGAUGAUUUAAUUGGAUAUACCAAGGCAAACAAUCUGAACAAAGUACGUGAACAAGUCAAAGAAUUCAAGAAGCCCGUUGACACUAAAGAUGAAGAGGGAUUGACAGCUUUACAUCAUGCUUGUGAUCGUGGGUAUACGGAUAUGGUUAAACUUUUGAUUGAUUUGGGUGCAGAUGUGAACGCGUUGACCAAUGAUUCAGAAACUCCAUUGCAUUAUGGUAGACUCAAAAAAAAAAGAUUGUAGUAUGGUUGACUAAUGAAUGGAUGUUUCAUUUUUCUUGUAUAGCAUGUGUAUCUGAACAAAUGAUAGUGGCUCAACAAUUAUUAGAUAAAGGAUGCGAUAUCAAUUUGAAAAAUAAUGACGGUGAAACUCCCUUCGAUGUAGCCGACAGCAGUUUUGUUAGUCAAUUGAUAGUCAAUUAGCUUGUAAUUAGAAACAUCUUCCUAUUCAAUUAUCUCCCUUUUCUAAUGAUGUACCAUAUUCGAUAUCAAUGUUUUUUUAUUUAUUUAUUUUUGUUUAUUUUUGUGAAUAAAAUAUCGUCAUGAUUUCAAUCAUAA
Halteromyces radiatus is the source of this 956-nucleotide messenger RNA. Its product is annotated as acyl CoA binding protein-domain-containing protein. The transcript has 5 exons. NCBI's taxonomy places the organism in Eukaryota, Fungi, Mucoromycota, Mucoromycetes, Mucorales, Cunninghamellaceae. The record is from RefSeq and is a predicted model, not a curated record. The coding region runs from base 13 to 642 and encodes 209 amino acids. Gene Ontology annotation, molecular function: fatty-acyl-CoA binding; protein binding. Gene Ontology annotation, biological process: fatty acid metabolic process.